AUGAAAAUAAAAACUAUCAAAAGAAGUUCGGAUGACUAUGUGCCAGUGAAGAGUACUCAAGAAUCACAGAUGCCUCGUAAUCUAAAUCCUGAGUUACAUCCUUUUGAAAGGGCUCGUGAGUAUACAAAGGCUCUGACUGCUACCAAGAUGGAAAGAAUGUUUGCCAAACCUUUCAUUGGGCAGAUGGGCUAUGGUCAUAGAGAUGGUGUCUAUACUAUUGCUAAGAAUUAUAAUCAAUUAAAUAAACUAGCAAGUAGUUCUGCUGAUGGUGUUGUCAAAUAUUUCAAUAUGUCAACUAGAGAAGAGAUAUGCUCAUUCAAAGCUCAUUAUGGUUUGGUUACUGGGUUAUGUGUCAGACCAGAGACAUCUGCCACUAAUAAAAAUGAACAUUAUAUGAUUUCUUGUGGUGAUGAUAAGACAGUAAAAUUAUGGUCAGUGGAUAGCAAUGAUUUUUCUAAUAAUAAGAAAGAUGAUACCAUUCAUAAAGGUGAUGGUCUUCUUAAGACUUACUACGGUGAUCACGCAUUCUUUGGUCUAGAUCAUCAUAGAAAUAAUUCAACUUUCGUUACAGGUGGUGCACAAAUUCAACUAUGGGAUGCAAACAGAUCUAAACCAAUUUCUAAUUUAACAUGGGGUGCUGAUAAUGUCACCAGCGUAAAGUUUAAUCAGACAGAAACAGAUAUUUUAGCAAGUACAGGUAGUGACAACUCUAUUGUCUUGUACGAUUUGAGAACAAAUUCUCCGACGCAAAAAAUUAGACAAAGCAUGAGAACUAAUGCAAUCUGUUGGAAUCCAAUGGAAGCAUUUAAUUUCGUAAUUGCUAAUGAAGAUCAUAAUGCAUAUUACUAUGAUAUGAGAAAUAUGUCUAGAGCACUAAAUGUUUUCAAAGAUCAUGUGAGUGCAGUUAUGGAUGUUGAUUUCUCCCCAACUGGUGACGAAAUAGUUACAGGUUCUUAUGAUAAAACUAUUAGAAUAUAUAAAACCAAUCAAGGUCAUUCCCGUGAAGUUUAUCAUACUAAAAGAAUGCAACAUGUCUUCCAAGUAAAAUACUCAAUGGAUAGUAAAUAUAUCAUCAGUGGUUCUGACGACGGCAAUGUUAGAUUAUGGAGAAGUAAAGCUUGGGAAAGAUCUAAUGUCAAGAGUACCCGUGAGAAAAAUAAAUUAGAAUAUGACGAGAAAUUAAAAGAAAGAUUCAAGUACAUGCCUGAAAUCAGAAGAAUUAGCAGACAUAGACAUGUUCCAAUCGUUGUCAAGAAAGCACAAGAAAUUAAGGGCAUUGAGUUGAAUUCUAUUAAGAGAAGAGAAACAAAUGAAAGACGUACAAGAAAAGAUUUAUCGUUUGUUUCAGAAAGAAGGAAACAACUAGUAGGUGCUGCAUUUGAAUAUGAGGAUGAUAAUAGAAAAAGAAAGGGUAAAGGAUCAAACAAAGAUGAAGAUGCUGAUGAUGUAGAAAAUGAAGAUAUCUGA
This is a messenger RNA of Tetrapisispora phaffii CBS 4417, 1467 nucleotides long. RefSeq names its product rRNA-processing protein SOF1 (gene SOF1). The record is from RefSeq and is a predicted model, not a curated record. Bases 1 to 1467 code for a protein of 488 amino acids. Gene Ontology annotation, molecular function: protein binding. Gene Ontology annotation, biological process: maturation of SSU-rRNA from tricistronic rRNA transcript (SSU-rRNA, 5.8S rRNA, LSU-rRNA). Lineage: Eukaryota; Fungi; Ascomycota; Saccharomycetes; Saccharomycetales; Saccharomycetaceae. Gene Ontology annotation, cellular component: nucleolus; small-subunit processome. The transcript has a single exon.